CUUGCAAAAGUGCUUGCGGAACAAUUUGCUUUUUAAAAUAAGUUUGUGUGAUUUAAUAAUAGAUUGUGUUUAUUUAUAAAUAUAUGCAGUUGUUUGGAUUACGUGAUAAUUUAAUAUAGUGUUUAAUUUUGGAUGCGUUUUGUGUUUGUGAAGUUUAAUGCGACUAUAAACAUUGGAAUUUGAUACGAUGGUAAAUUCAGCAAGAUGAAGUAGCUCUGAGCAUCAUGGACGACCCGGAGAGGAUCGCGCGGGAACAGAUAGCUUGUGACCUUGCCAAUAAUAACACUGUACCUCCAACAGGUCUAUACUGUGAAGGCACGUUCGACACUUGGCUAUGUUGGCCGCACACGCCCGCCAACACCACUGCGUACGCGCAUUGCCCAGUAUUCGUUCCUGGGUUUAGUACUGAAUUGUUAGCUUAUAAGGAAUGUACAGCAGAUGGAACGUGGUGGCGACAUCCUGACUCAGGGAAACCCUGGUCGAAUUAUACUACCUGCGUUAAACCUGAAGAAGAUGUAAGCGAAGUGAUAGUACUCUACGAAACCGGCUACAGCAUAUCAUUAAUUGCUCUACUUGUGUCCCUGGCUAUUCUCACAUAUUUCAAGAGUUUAAGAUGUGCCAGAAUCACAGUACACAUGAAUUUGUUCGCUUCUUUCGCCCUCAACAACGCCUUAUGGCUCGCUUGGUACGGCAUGGUAGUGAACAAUGCAGAUAUACCCAAAGAAAACCCGGUCUGGUGUAGAUUCCUCAACGCCAUCCUACAAUACGCACUUCUUACUAACUACACAUGGAUGUUAUGCGAAGGACUGUAUCUCCACACUGUUUUAGUCAGCGCUUUUGUGUCAGAAAGACGUUUAGUUCGGGUUUUAUUAGCCGCUGGAUGGUUACUGCCAGUGCCAUCAGCUAUCAUCCACGCUGCCAGACGCACGGCUUCAGACGAUCCGUUCUGCUGGGCAGAUGAUGGAGCCCCACGGCCAGAACUCGCUGUGCUAGUCUGCGUUACUGUUAUCCUAAACUUGGCGUUUCUGUGCAAUAUCGUCAGGGUGCUAUGUACAAAGUUACGGGCUGGUGGAGGAGCGGGGAUAGCCAGGCCAUCAGCGACGGCUUUACACGCUUUGCGGGCUACGUGCCUCCUAGCUCCUUUACUCGGAGUUCAAUACUUAUUGACACCAUUCAGGCCAGAGAGGGAUGCGAGCUGGUGGCGGGCGUAUGAGUACGUGUCAGCGAUUAUGACGUCACUGCAAGGGUUGUGCGUGGCGGUGCUGUACUGCUUCUGUAAUGGGGAGGUGCUCGCGCAGCUGCGGAGGAAGUGGCGCGUGCUGACGUUCAGACCGAGGGCGAAUUCCACGACGAAUACUACUGUGUCGUUCGUAAGAUCAGCAGGCGCGGGAGGCGGUGAGGAUAAAGUCUGACUAGCGGCCGGCGGCGAGCCCGAAGUCGUAGCGGAGCGGCAACGCCGCAUACGCUUCGAGCGAGAUAGCGACGAGGACGCGCCGCCGGAUGCUAGACUCAUUUAGAUUUAAAAAUUUGAAUUUGAAUAUUAAUAUGCCCAGUUUGUAUUGUAAAUGCUAUUAUAGUGUGAUUUUAUUUGUUAAUACUUUCGUUGUUAGGAUGCUGUUGUGAUUGUGAUGUAAUUAAUAAUUAAUUGUCAAUAGUUUCGAUGUUAAUUAUGUUGUAAGUAACUUAAGGCAAAAGUUUUUGAUGAAGGUUUUAACUAUCCCCACUUUCUAACAUAUUAUUAGUUGGUUCAAUAAAGAAACGAAUCUUCAAUGGCGGCCAAAGCUGACUUUGACAGAUGGUAGGAUCAGCAAAAAAGAAAAUAAAAAUAACGUAAAUUGAUAAUUAUUUUAUUAAUUAUUUCAAAUUGUUUGUUGACAAACUUUUUUGUUAUUGUAUUUGUGUAUUUAUAUGAAUUAUCAUAUUUACG
Colias croceus (clouded yellow) is the source of this 1927-nucleotide messenger RNA. It is a transcript of the gene Dh31-R, whose product is annotated as calcitonin gene-related peptide type 1 receptor-like. Gene Ontology annotation, cellular component: plasma membrane. The coding region runs from base 225 to 1412 and encodes 395 amino acids. Lineage: Eukaryota; Metazoa; Arthropoda; Insecta; Lepidoptera; Pieridae. Gene Ontology annotation, molecular function: G protein-coupled peptide receptor activity. The record is from RefSeq and is a predicted model, not a curated record. Gene Ontology annotation, biological process: adenylate cyclase-modulating G protein-coupled receptor signaling pathway; cell surface receptor signaling pathway. The transcript is spliced from 7 exons.